Sinocyclocheilus anshuiensis is the source of this 959-nucleotide messenger RNA. Its product is annotated as tyrosine-protein kinase SgK223-like. NCBI's taxonomy places the organism in Eukaryota, Metazoa, Chordata, Actinopteri, Cypriniformes, Cyprinidae. Gene Ontology annotation, biological process: protein phosphorylation. The record is from RefSeq and is a predicted model, not a curated record. Bases 184 to 855 code for a protein of 223 amino acids. The transcript is spliced from 2 exons. Gene Ontology annotation, molecular function: ATP binding; protein kinase activity.
UGUGAAUUAACAUUUAACAUCAUAGCGUGUCUGUUUUCUCUGUGUGUUGGUCAGAUCUGUAAAGGCCAGGCUCCGGACAGUAAGCAGGUUCAUCUGUACGGUCUUUCGGUGCAGCAGAGCAUCCCGUCUCACUUCAAUCUGCAGCAGGACCGCGGUCACUUCAUCGCCUGCGUGCCGCGGAGCAUGCUACCCAGCGAGGAGAGCGGUCCGGCCGAGCAGGAGUGCGUGGUGGUCAUCACCCGGGACGUCCCGCACCAGAGCGUGGCAGAUUUCGUCCGCGAGUGGGAGUCGUUCCACCGCGCGCAGCCGGAGGUUUACGAGCGCCGCGUGUGUUUUCUGCUGCUGCAGCUGUGCGCGGGUCUGGAGCAUCUGAAAGCGCACGGCGUCACGCAUCGAGAUCUGUGCAUGGAGAACCUGCUGCUGGUGCAACGUCCAGAUCCACAGCAGCACAGCCUCCCGCGCCUCCUCAUCAGCAGCUUCGCCAAAGCCAAGCGCCGCGACGCAGACCAGCUGAAACGGCUCAAUGCAGACGACCAAUUUCUAAAGCGGGAUCACGCCCGGCUCGCACCUGAGAUCGUCUCGGCUGGGCAGUACCGCAAAUUUGACGAGUUUCAAACCGGCAUCCUGAUCUAUGAGCUCCUGCACCGCCGUAACCCGUUCGAAGCCACGCCGGGCAAAUGCGACUACAGAUGCGACGAGCUGCCGCCGAUCCCCGCCGCCUCCAUCUACUCACCCGGCCUGCAGAGACUGGCGCACCUGCUGCUGGAGCCCGACCCCGGACGCCGCAUCCAUAUCCAGGACGCUCGGCGCAUCCUGCAGGUAGUGUCAAUUUUUAUCAGCUAUUUUCAAUUUUAGUCUUAGGGCCAGUUUUAAUAACAGAUUGCACCAGCGCAAACUGUCUUGUGGCGUUAAAGGAGUCAUCAGAUGCCCAUUUUCCACAAGUUGAUAUGAUUCUUUAG